Glossina fuscipes is the source of this 2822-nucleotide messenger RNA. Its product is annotated as histone-lysine N-methyltransferase 2D. The coding region runs from base 66 to 2777 and encodes 903 amino acids. The transcript has 3 exons. Lineage: Eukaryota; Metazoa; Arthropoda; Insecta; Diptera; Glossinidae. The record is from RefSeq and is a predicted model, not a curated record.
AUAAAUAACAAUUCUUAAUAUUUUUGAAAAACGGAAGAAAGAAAAUAAAAAUAUUUUUGAAAAAAAUGUGGAAAACUUUAAUCGCGUAUUGUUAUAUCGUUGGCAUUUUAAAUGUAUAUGCCACUGAAUUGAAUGAAUCUAAUAAACUAACAGCCACAAAACAAAUUACCGAUGACACAACUAGUGAUAGAGAAGCUGGUGCUACCGCGGCAUCAUCAUCGCCAGUAGUAGUAGCAGUAGCAGCAGCAGCAGCUGAGGCCGAAAUUGUUGCAAAAGAUUCCAUAAAUGAUGCCACCAAAGAUAAAAGACAAACAAAAGACACUAAAAUUGCACCCGUCUAUGCAAAUCAUCGUCGUUCAGAUAGUAGCGGUAACGGUGCAGAUGAUACCAAUGCUGAUGAUCCCGAGAAUGGACAAGAGACGGUGUACGCGGCAAAUCCAAGACAAUUUUUGAUACGACCACAAGCGGAUGAACAUGCACAAAAUCAGCAACAGCACCAGCCCCAGCAUCACCAGCAACAACAGCAGCAGCAACAGCAGCAACAACAACAACAACAACAACAACAACAUACUCAGCAACAACAAGCUCAGGCAGCAGCUACAGUUGCGGCACAAUUGAGAAAUUAUCCGGCCACUAUACGACCGCACAGUACACAGCUACUGGAACAAAGUCAAGAGAUACAGCAUUUUGCCUAUCUUCAAGACUUGGCCAGUCGUCAGCCUAAACUAUUGCAAAGUAAAUCCUUAGCUGGACAAAGCAAGAAAUUAAGCGCUACAGCAGCAAGAGCCCAAAUACAUCAAGCAGCUGCCGGUCAAGUUGAAGAAGCCGAACAACGCUAUGCUGUUGCCGUUGAACAACCGAUACUCACUCAUGCCCGUUCACAUUUAUAUCAACCGCAAUUGCCCUAUCAUUUGGCGCCAGAACACUUACAGCAACAUCAUCAACAACACCAACACCAACAACAACAACAACAACAACAACAGCAACAACCGCAAGAGCAAUCCAUACAAAUUAUACCAGAAGAGCAAUUUUUGAAAAUUCUUGAAGCGGAACUAAAAGCUCGUGCUUUACAAGAAGAUCAGUAUAGAAGGCAAGAAGCCGCGGCAGCGGCUGCAUCUGCAUCACAAAAAGUUCAAGGCUUAGGCGGCUAUCGGCAAAGAAUCGAUGGCGAGCCUGAUAUCAGUCAACAUCCUGAAUACUUGCAAUAUAUACCGCAGCAUAAUAAAAUCACAGGACCCAAGUACCUGCCCUUGCCGUCUUCACAAGGUAAUGGGCCAACAAAACAUAUACCUGAGCCGGAAGCCGCGCCGCAAUUGCCUCCACAGAUCGCUUACUAUCAGCCACAAAUUAGUUAUAAAACCCUGCCCAAUCAUCCGUUGGCGAAAUCGUCGCUGGAAAAUGAAAUUGAAAAAUUGUUGGCCAAUAAUAAGCCACAUGUUGCUCCAGUGCAAAUUGUAGAUAAUACGAAUGAACCAUCCGCUGUGGUCAAUCAUCGGCAUCCCGUUACAGCUGUACCAGUUGCUCCUCUACCGAAACCACGUUUAAUACGACCUCAUGUAGCGGCGGGAAAAUCUUAUAUCACUACUUUAGGGCCGCACGAUAAUCAACCUUUUCUACCUUCUCUGUAUCAAUUUGGUAACUAUCCCGUACAAGUGCCUCAAGAGAUAAUCGAUGCUAAGAAAUUAGGGCCAGUAGUUUAUCCACCACAACAACAACAUGCUCAGCCACCAGUACAGCAGCCACAACUGCAAACACAUUCUACAAGGCAGCCACCAAUACAUGUCUCGCAAUUCUUCUAUCAAGAGCCAACGCCCACACCAGCCGGACGGCCAAAGCCACAUCGCUCUAAAUAUGGCACUAAACUUAUUACGACACCUCUUCCCAACAAGCCCUUAAAGAAUGACUUAAACUAUCCAAUAGGUACUAAAUAUGCUCAGCCAAUUUUUUAUGAAAUUGAAAAACCAAAUGCAGCUGCCUUAACUGGACACCCGCAAUUCUAUCCCAGCCCACCUGAUCCGCAUAGAUCUGGCCAACUACCAUCUCCCGCGCCUACCGUACAACCUACCGCAGCAGCAUCUACUAAAUAUGCCCAACAACCGCCUACCGAUUAUCGUCAGUAUACUUUGCCCGGAACUUCACCAUCACAGUCCAGUAUAUACGUGUCGCAAGGUACCGGUAUUGUUACAGCUUCGCGACCUAUUGCUAACGGCAACAAACCGAAAACUAUAGAGGACUUGAAGCAAUUGCAUCUACCACAACCUGGCGGCAAACCUUUAACGCAAGCCGAAUUUCAGGCUUUAGUAGAUGCUGGUUAUCCCGUAACGGCAGUGCCUGUACCCAUACCCGUACCUUACGAGCAAUAUGUGAAGGAUCAUCCAGAAUUCCGUAAUCAACCGCCGCCCGCUUUACCGGUCAACUAUGAGCAAUUAAUGCGUUUCGCCCAACUCCAGCAACAUCAUCAAGCACGUCCACAACGUCAACAUCAUCCGCAACAACAGCAACAACAACAACAACAGCAGCAGCAGCAGCAACAGUUCGCUACACGUUCAUUUAUUGGACGGGCCUCCGAACCAUCGGUAAAAAUUAUCUCCUCACCGUCUGAGCCGCAAAGUGCCACCGUAACCUAUUUAAAACCAUUAGCGGCCGCAACCGGUGAUCAAAAACGUCGGCCCCGCGAUGAAAACGAAACUAAAAUCUUAGGAGCAAACGCCAGCGAAGAAAAGAAUGAACGGAUGAAAACGGAAGCCGUAAAAAAAGACGAGAAAAAUAGUAAAUAAAUGUUUGUAACUAAUUUAAAUAAAGUAUUAAAUGCCGCACGAUAU